Molecule: messenger RNA, 2688 nt
Organism: Rhagoletis zephyria (snowberry fruit fly)
Lineage: Eukaryota; Metazoa; Arthropoda; Insecta; Diptera; Tephritidae
Gene: sip2
Product: septin interacting protein 2
Source: RefSeq, a predicted model, not a curated record
CAGUUGGUAGCUUUUCACUAUUCUUCGUUCAAUUUUGUUGGUCGCAUUUUUCAAAAUUCUUUCAACGCUCUAUUUCUCGUGCAUUGUAGUUUGUGCUUGGAUAUAUGUAUUUGCUAUAUGGUUUGUCUUGCUUUUAUAUGGGCUCAUAAAUAACAGCAAUUAAUGUAAAACGUUAAGAAAGGCUGCUGUAAAUUAUAAACCAUCGGAAAACUUAAAAGUUGCCGAUAAAUAGGCUGGAGCCUGCGGUCAACACAAUUUGGAUGUUGGUAUACUUUUUCAUCUCUACUCAAUACAAAUGUCUGGAUUGGAAAAAUUUCAAGCAAAUAAAGCUUGGCGUGCUAAAGUCAAGAAAUUGCUUGUUAUGCAACGCAAUUUAACUCCUCCCAUUCACGUCCCAGUGCAGAGCACAAGAUUUAGUUUGGAUCUAGCAGAAGAUUUGCAGGUGUUUCUUGAAGAAAAAAUCAUUCCCCGAGAAGGAAGUAGUCACUGUCACUCAAAAUAUAUUCCAGAAAAUAUGUUCGAAACAGAAAACGACGAAAAUAAACCUAUCAAUUCCAACUCAGCUUCCCGUUGUAAUAGUGGUAUGAAGAAUUUUUCCACUAGGGUACAUUGUGAUGAAACCAUGCUUGGUGGCCCACAACAGGUGGAACAAUUCCAAUGUUCAUCAGACGAGAGUUUUAUGGCUUUGGAAAAAAUGUGCGAUAAAACGGUCUCAGAUCCGGACAGUACGUUGUAUCAGUACACGCACAGCGAUGACAAGGAACUUAUUGUAGAAAAUGCUAAAAAGCGCAGUUCAGUUGGAACCAAUUUUAAAACUCCAAGCAGGAGAGAGCUUACAGAAAUAGAUGAAGAAGCAAAAUCUUUACAGCGAUUGCUGCUUGACUUAUGCGUAGAUGAGCAAAAACUACUGGAAAAUGAAACUCCGUUAAAGUGCGUUGAUGUCACUCAAUUAGAAGAUAUUGAAGCUCCCUCAAAGUUGUGGGAUACAACAAUUGUGGGAGAGUCUAUUUUACAAACAUCUCCAGUAAAGAUGGUGGGUCUUCUACGACCUUCCACCAUAAUGGAGGAAUGUGGUGAAGACGAUUCCAACAACUCCUCAAGUGCAUAUGGGGAUGUUUCAUCACAUGUAAGUUUUCAAAGUGCAGUUAAAGGGAGUGAAACUUCUGCAACCAGUUAUUACGAAACAGGCCACGACAGCACUGGAACAAGUGCAGCGAGCAAAGUUUCGCAUAUUCCAGACGAUAAUGCGAUGAAAUAUGCUGAGCCAUUUGAUACAAGUUUUGAGUUAAUUAGUCUCGACAAAACGCUUGAGGCACCACAGCAACAUCUGGCAACUGCAAAGGAGCACAGCAACUUUAGUAAAUCCAAUCUAGAGAGAGAAUCUCCAACAUUAUCUUUGGACAGUUCUGAAGAAGUUAUUGAAUUACUGUCAGAUGAAGAAUUAGACGAAGAGGAAAUAAAAAUACAACAAAAUUCAAUUGAGAAUAAAUGUGGCCUUAAUAACAUGAAUAAAGAAUUAAUUGAUUUAGAAAUCUCAUUUGAAAAUGACAACAAAGAGAAUUGUGGCAUCUUCAAUGAGAGUGGUGAGCAGUCAUUACAUUUCAAUGACACAAUGGAAGAGGUGGAAUACAUGAUGAAGAAAGGCAUGCAGUAUAUGGCAGCGGCAGAGCCAUCAAAAUCCGUUUCAUAUUCGCAAUCCCCUAUACUAAAAGAAAUUCCGAUUGUCCAACCCACAAUGAUAAUAAAGCCUUUGCAGGAAAAGGAAAGGACAUUUACAUUCUCUCCAAAGAAGCAAAAUAGUAACUGGUCAUCACCUAAAAAGGUAAAUCAUAGCAAGCCAACGGCGAUUGUUACGGGAACAAAAGCCAAAACACCUGUUUCAACCCCAAAGCGUACACUGCAAACAAGCGCACAAAAGAAUAAGCGCUUUGUAAUGGAUAUGAAACCAAUGCCUAAAUUAGAGUUAUUUAAAAAACCUGUUUCAGCGAUUCCGUCACGUCUGAAGGAGCCUACGGGUCGUAAACAAUUUUCGCAUAUUAUUAGCCCUGUCGGUGCUUACAUGAAAAAAACGGCCACCACUCCACUAAUGACUAAUUUAAGGCAGCGUUCGGAACAUCCAGAUGUACACAAUGCUACUGUCUUUCGUGAGCUCGAGCAAGAAACGAAAGUUUUCCAACCAAAAUUCGGCUCCGUGGUGAAUAAGGGCCCUAAGACUUCUAGUUUACCGAAAAAGGCAUACAUUUCAUCAGAAUUUAAACACAUCGUUGAUGAGCGCUCGCCUGUUACAAUACCUGGUGGCAAGAAAAUUCAAAAAUACCUUGAAAAUGCUAUGCUACCAGCUGUGGUACGGCACGAAGGUAAAUUGAAAAUGUCUGCCAAAGAAGCAAACCGCAAGGCAGCAGCACAAAAAGCGAGCUUUGGUAACACGUCGCAGGGUAAUAAUGGCAGUUUGGCGAAUUUGUCGUUGAUGUCGGGUGACAUAUCUUUAUACACAAUGAAGGACGCACAAAAAUUUUAGACAGGCGCUUCAUUAUAAAAAUGCAAACUUUUUUUUUUUUAUGUUACCCAAUUCGUCUUAAUUAGAUUUACUUAUCGUAAUUACUUUAUUGAAAACACUUUCAAAACUUCUUAUUAACUUUACACUAAAAAUAAAAACACGCAUAUUCAUAUCAAUAAAACUAGUUUUAU